This is a messenger RNA of Striga asiatica, 3151 nucleotides long. The record is from the annotation of a GenBank genome assembly. Lineage: Eukaryota; Viridiplantae; Streptophyta; Magnoliopsida; Lamiales; Orobanchaceae.
AUUUGGGCCAUAAAAUAGCCCAAGCCUUGAACUAGCCCAUAACAUAAAGAGCCCAAAUCCGUCCAAGCCCAGAUAAUAAUGAUAUGACGGACAUGGCCUAGGAUAGGAACAAACAUCUAACGUAGCUGCCGUCGUCCCGACAUUAAAUAUUCGCUUAAUCCAUCCACCUGAAUCGAAUUGGCAUUCUAUAGCAGCUCGUGUAAUUCAACAGGGAAUCAUUUCACUCAUCAGGGAAAACGCUCGUUAGUGUACAAAUGGGGGAAAAGGGAAAACGCUCACACUCAUACAGAGAUGAUGACCGGAAGAAUCAGAAGAGAAGAACUGAUCACAGGGAAAGAGAAAGGGACCGAGAUGAAAAGGGCAAUGACGAGCUAAUUGUAUACAGAAUCCUUUGUCCCGAUACAGUUAUCGGCAGCGUAAUUGGUAAAAACGGGAAAGUAAUUAAUACAAUUCGGCAAGAUUCGAGGGCAAAGGUCAAAGUGGUGGACCCCUUUCCAGGUGCUAAAGAUCGAGUAAUCAUAAUUUAUUGCUACGUGAAGGAGAAGCUGGAUUUGGAGGUAGACGAUGAAUUCAAUGAUAGCAAGCCUCUUUGUCCGGCACAAGAUGCACUGCUCAAGGUACAAGCGGCGAUUGUGAAUGCUGUUUCUGUGCCUGGAGAUUCUGACAGGAGGAGGAGAGAGAAUGAUAGAGAGAGAGAGGAAUGCCAGCUUCUUGUUCCGUCUAGCCAGUCGGCUAAUCUUAUCGGUAAAUCUGGUGUGACCAUUAAGAAGCUGAGGAACAAGACUCGGGCAAAUAUCAAAGUUACUCCUAAGGAUGCUGGUGAUCCGGCUCAUUCGUGUGCCUUGGAGUUUGACAAUUUUCUUUUGAUAUCUGGUGAGUCCGAAUCAGUGAGGAAAGCACUUUUCGCCGUUUCCGCAAUAAUGUACAAGUUCACACCCAAGGAAAAAAUUCCUCUCGAGACUUCGAUUCCUGAGGUGGCGCCACCUGGCAUCAUUAUCCCGUCAGAUGUUCCUUUAUAUCCCGGUGCUGGAUUCUACCCGAGUGUAGAUCCUAUCAACAGUUCUAGAUCAUUGUCUUCCAUUUUAGGCCAUUCACUUGCACCAGAGAUUCCUGGAUAUGCUGAUCCUGGGAGCACAUGGCCACAAGUGUAUUCAUCUGCUCUUCCGGUGGUGUCUAAUUAUGGUGGUGGGUCUCAAUCGGAAGAGUUGACUGUGAAAGUGUUGUGCCCGUCUAAUAAGAUUGGCCGUGUUAUUGGCAAAGGAGGGGCUUCGAUUAAAAAUAUAAGGCAAGAAAGUGGUGCUAGAGUUGAGGUGGAUGAUCCUAAGUCCAAUCAGAAGGAGUGUUUGGUAAAUGUGAUAUCCAUGGAGUCUUUGGAUGAUUUAAAAUCCAUGGCAGUUGAAGCUGUCCUGUUAUUGCAAGAAAAGAUAAACGAUGAAGAUGAUGAUACUGUGACAAUGCGGCUCCUUGUUCCAUCUAAAGUCAUCGGUUGCAUCAUCGGUAAAAGUGGGUCUAUAAUCAAUGAAAUCCGGAAAAGAACUAAAGCCGACAUACGAAUUUCCAAAGGCGAGAGGCCUAGGUGUGCCGAUGAAGAUGACGAACUUGUCGAGGUUGUUGGACUUGUUGGCAGUGUAAGGGAUGCACUUAUCCAAAUUGUCUUGAGGCUUCGAGAUGAUGUCUUGAAGGACAAGGAGGAUUUUCGUGACCAUAAUUCAUCUGCUGGUGUUGAGACUUUAUAUCCGGGUGGCCCUUCUCUUCCUGUUUCUUCAGUUAUUCGUGGGUUUUCUUCGAGUGCUGCUGCAUUAGGAUACGAACCGAGGGCUGAUACUCGGAGUAGUUUGGAAUUGCUUCCCUCGAGUGGAUAUGGAUAUGGAUCCUUAUCAGUGGGAGACAGAGGUUAUGGACCAGUGUCUUCACAUUCCUCAUCACUGUAUACUGGAUUGCCUUCACUGUCUGCUCUUGAGAUGCCUAUCCCUGCACAUGCUGUUGGCAAAGUCAUGGGAAAAGGCGGCACAAACCUUGAGAAUAUCCGUAAGCUAUCUGGAGCUGCUAUCGAGAUUUCAGAUUCGAGGACCAACCGAGGUGAACGUGUGGCUUUUAUAUCUGGCACCUCUGACCAAAAACGUUCAGCCGAAAACUUGAUCCAGGCAUUCAUUAUGGCUACUUAAGUAACAAUUGAAACCAAGUUCAAUAUUUUCGGAGGGUCCUUAUCAGUUCUUGCAUCUCUCUUGCUCCUUAGGUUUUCCUGUCUCGAACAUUAAAAUACUGCUCAUCUGUGCACUCUCUCAUCUCAUCUGUAGGAACACACUCGUAUGAAGAUGCUUCCGGAAGUUUAUUAGCUUGUUCUUGUUUUUUCAAGAGAUAUUUGAUUCUGUUGCUGCAUGAUAAAUGCUCUAAAUUCAUCUGCAGCAUUCUGAAUCGUUCUUCCCUGUCCUUUGUGUGAUCGGAUUAAAUUCUCUUCUGCAAAUCUUAUGUCUGGUUUUGGUGUGCUCGUGAUUUGAUGAUAAGUUGGUUUAUUUUUCUGCUCCACUUAAGGUCUCUUCCUGAUGUGCCUUUCCCAGAGUAAUCAUAAUCUGCUUAUCUCCAAAUAUAGCAUUAAUCAGCAAUAAUCACCUUCCUGAUUGAAUGCUUUUGCCUGAUUAGUAUCUGAUUACGGAUCUCAAAUCAUUAGAACUUCAAUUCUGAAGGCUCUUUCAUUGGAUAUAAUGAUUUUCCUUAGUUUUUGCAAAUUAAUCUGACAUAUUGCCUUCUCUUAUUACUUAGUUUCUUUCCAAUCUCCCAAAUCUUUCUUGGAAUUUUUCGACUGUAUAAGAUUGAAAGGCCUGUAGAUUUUUAUGGUCUUAAUUAUCGUUACCAGUUUCUUAUAGUUUUCGUGUGUAGGUCUUAUCACUAUACUUAGAAGCGUGAAUUCUAGUUUUUAGGUGGUCAACCGGCCUAAAACUCUUAUAUAACGCAACUUUAAAGUCUUUUACAGUAUUCUUUCUUUUUCGUUUAAAGAAAGAACAAUUUUAUAGUCCUUGAUUAUGCUGUUGCUGUAUUUUCGAACAUAAGUAUGAUACAGAUUAACUAUUUUGUUCUAUAAUAUUAUUAGUUCGAUGCAUUCAUAUUUAAUUUUUAAUUUUCCUUAUCUCAUUCUUUCCAAAUUUAAAUCUGA